Molecule: messenger RNA, 2776 nt
Organism: Labrus mixtus (cuckoo wrasse)
Lineage: Eukaryota; Metazoa; Chordata; Actinopteri; Labriformes; Labridae
Gene: bmp5
Product: bone morphogenetic protein 5
Exons: 7
Coding region: 547-1908 (453 amino acids)
Biological process (GO): SMAD protein signal transduction
Cellular component (GO): extracellular region
Molecular function (GO): growth factor activity; cytokine activity
Source: RefSeq, a predicted model, not a curated record
GAAGUUUUACUGCGGCCGCUAGAGGUGGAUGCAAAAACAAGAGUUGAGAGUGGGAUGGACUCAGAGGGCAACUAUCCCCAAAACGCUCUCAGGAGGUGAAAAAAAGAAGAAGAAGAAGAAGAAAAAUGCGAGCCGGGACAUGAGUGGAGUGCAACUCUUGUCUGUUCAUUUUUCUGACACAGUUGAACACAUUUCAUCCACUGGAAACUCCGGGGUUAUCCCUCGACUUAAUGGGCGUACCUCCGGUUUUUUUUUUUUUGCAUCACAGAGGAGUAAGGUGAGGGACAGGGUCACAGCUCCAUAAAUACUUGGUGUGGCACAGCAGAGACUUCUGGAUGGACCCUGGAGGAAUAAAAACCGGAGAGGAGCAGCGACUGUUGAUACCUAAUUUGUAGAAAGGGCUGAACACCGGGGAAAGUUGUGGUGCAUCUUCCCAAAAAUGGAAAAUCUAUGAUUCUGCAUUAGCAGAGAUAUAACUCCUUUUUUUUUUUUUUUUUUUUAAAGAGUGCGAUGUAGGUCAUCUUCAAAACUCAACAUUUUGUCAAGAUGACAGCGCUUUCACCUUUGCACCGUGCUGUAUUCGGACUCGCGUGGAGCUGCUUGAGUUUUCUGUCCUGCACUCAUUGCGGGUUAAGUGACAACCAUGUGCACUCGAGUUUUAUUUACAGGAGAUUGCGCAAUCACGAACGCAGGGAGAUCCAGAGAGAGAUCCUCUCCAUCCUGGGCUUGCCUCACCGGCCGAGGCCCUUCAGUCCCGGGAAGCAGGCGUCCUCGGCGCCGCUCUUCAUGCUCGACCUGUACAACGCCAUGGCCGUGGAGGAGGAGGAGGUCGGCCCGGGGAAGAGCUUCAGUGCCAAGGCUCAAGGGCACUCCAGGAAGGGUUACUACAGCCCGCAGCAUGCCGGGUACUCCCGCGUGCCACUGCCCUAUCGCGCGGCCCCUCUGUUAGGCCACAGCCCCGCGCUCACCUCAGCGCACGAGAACAACUUUCUCAAUGAUGCCGACAUGGUGAUGAGUUUUGUCAACUUAGUCGAGAAAGACAAAGAUUUCUCUCACCAACGGAGACACUACAAGGAGUUCCGCUUCGAUCUGACUCAGAUCCCGGAAGGCGAGGCGGUGACGGCUGCAGAGUUUCGGAUCUAUAAGGACCGCAGCCAUGCACGCUACGACAACGUCACUCUGAAGGUGUCCAUUCAUCAAGUCGUCAAGGAGUAUCAGAACAAAGACGCAGAGACGUUCCUGCUCGACUCCAAAAGAGUCCAGUCCUCCGACGGGGGCUGGCUGGUGUUCGACAUCACCGCCACCAGUAACCACUGGGUGAUGAACCCGCAGCAGAACCUGGGCCUGCAGCUCUGCGUGGAGACUGCAGACGGACGAAGUAUCAACAUGAAAUCUGCUGGAAUCAUUGGGAGGAACGGGCCUCAGUCCAAGCAGCCGUUCCUGGUAGCUUUCUUCAAGGCCAGCGGGGUGUUGCUUCGCUCCGUCAGAGCCGCUGGUGGGAAGAAAAAGAACCACAAUCGCAAUAAAUCAACCAAUCAACAAGAAUCAUCGAGGGCACCCAAAACUGGAGAUUACAACGUCAGUGAACAGAAACAAGCCUGCAAGAAGCACGAACUCUACGUCAGUUUCCGAGACUUGGGCUGGCAGGAUUGGAUCAUUGCACCUGAGGGCUAUGCUGCUUUUUACUGCGACGGCGAAUGCUCUUUUCCACUCAACGCACACAUGAACGCAACAAAUCAUGCGAUUGUGCAAACCCUGGUCCAUUUAAUGUUUCCUGACAACGUGCCAAAGCCGUGCUGUGCCCCGACCAAGCUCAAUGCAAUAUCGGUGCUUUACUUCGAUGACAGCUCCAACGUCAUCCUCAAGAAAUACAGAAACAUGGUGGUUCGGUCCUGUGGUUGCCAUUAGCAGCCGGCCCAGACUUUAAUUUAUGCUACCUGGUGAGGACAUCGCUGGAGAACACAUGUGCUGCAGCUGUGAUGUACAGUAUUAUGUAUAUAAAGUUUUACUACCUAAUUUAUUUUCUUCUUCUUUUUAAAAAAAAAAUAGCACUGAAUAUUGUUAUAUUUAAAUGAUUAGGGGAACAUUUUUUUUGAUUUUGCUUUGCAUCACUUAUUAUCUUUUGUGUCCAUUGGCAUAUACUCUCUCUUCAUUAGGUCUAUAUAUGAUAAAUUAUACGAGUUCACUAUUCACUGGAGUCACAAUACAGAAGACCGCUUCCCCCCCUCCCGGCUGCUCAUUUUUCCACUUUUUUACGACACACUUGUGUGACAAAUGCUCUCUUAACUCUGCAGCCGUCGUCAGUGUGUUAUAAUGUGUUUUUCUUUAAUGCCGACUGUAAUUCUUCUUAACAGACCAAUAAUUAUACACGACUGUUUUCAUUGUACGGCAAUAAACUUUAUUUAUAUUGUUAUCAUCAUUAACAUCACAGCUUUAAAAAGAGCUGUUGGAAAUCAAAUUAAGACUCCUGGAAAAUAAAUAUAGCAAGUGUUCUCAGUAUCUAAACCAAACUGCCCAAAGCUAUUUUCAAGCUGUCACCAUCUUUCAGCGCUGAUACUAUUUCACCUCUUCCAAGCACAGCUUCUCUCUCUUUUUUUUUUUGAGAAGAGGAUUAUGUCAGUCUGGAAUGAAACUCUUCCAUAAACACUGUUUUCUCACUUGGACUCUGCCAGAGCUGCAAAUGUUUCUUUACUUCACACUAAUUUGUGUGUUCUUUUGGGGAAAGUAUAUCUUGUACGAUGUUGUGUAUUUUAAUAAAUGUACCACUUGAAAAAAA